UUUCUUUUCUGUCUCCAACAUGUUGAAGAUUAACUAAUUGGUUAAUUAUUGUUACCAAUUUAAAUUGUUCUGCUUUUUUUUUUAAAGUAUUUUACUGUCAUCGAAUUUAAUUAUUAUCUCAUGUCAACAUGUUAUCAUCUUCUCUCCUUGGGGUGAGAAAUGGUCUCUUCAAUUACCAUGUUAUUGGUCGAUGUACAAAGUAUUCUCAUUAUUGUGUAAUAAAAUUUUCCAAUGUUCGUUCCUGGUCAACAACAAGAAAAACACCGAUCGGUAGUGUUAUAAAUAGUAAAACCUUAGUCAAUAAUAAUAAUAAUGUUAAUUAUAGUUCAACAAUUAACAGUAAUCAUGUUAAUUAUUACCUGAGACCUUCUACUUCAUUGAGUACAACCAGUUUCUUGCCCCUUUCUCCUGUUAACUCUAUUAGAUAUAUUCACUUAUCAUCAUCAAAAUGGGAAAAAGAAUCUUCUAAAGUAGAAUCUACUCUUAAAGCUUUAAAGGUUAAAGAGAAAGAAAAUCAACAGAAGAUAUCAUCAUCUUCUUCAACAACAGGAUCAACAGCAUCUUCAACGGUUAUUUCAUCAUCUUCUGGUAAAACUGAUGCCUCAGGUAAACAAUUGGAUGAUACAAAGCCGAAAAGGAGUCUUGGUAAACGAAUCAAGGAUGAAAUUAUUCACUAUUAUCAUGGUUUUCGUCUUCUAUUUAUUGAUAUUCAAAUAUCUUCUCGUCUUGCAUGGAAAGUUUUACGAUCAAAGGAAUUAUCUCGAAGGGAACAUGAACAAUUGGUUCGAACAACGGCCGAUCUUUUUCGUUUACUUCCAUUCUCUGUUUUCAUAAUAGUUCCAUUCAUGGAAUUAUUAUUACCUGUCUUCAUAAAAUUUUUCCCCAACAUGUUGCCUUCUACUUUCCAAACAGCCUCUGAUAAGGAAUCGAAAAUCAAGCAACAAUUAAAAGUUAAACUCGAAAUGGCCAAAUUUUUACAAACCACUUUAGAUGAAAUGGCCUUACAAUCAAAGGGAGAAUCACAUUCAGAGAGAGCAAAAGAGUUUGCAGAAUUUUUUGAAAAGAUUCGUAAAUCAGGAGAGCAAGCGAGUAAUGAAGAUAUACUACGAUUUUCCAAGAUAUUCGAAGAUGAGAUUACUCUUGAUUCUUUAAGUCGUCCACAAUUGAUGGCAUUGUGUCGUUUAUUAGAAUUAAAAGCUUUAGGUACAAGUAAUUUUUUGCGUUUCCAAUUGCGAAUGAAACUACGAAGCUUAAAAGCUGAUGAUCGUAUGAUUAUGAAGGAAGGAAUCGACAGUCUCACUGUACCUGAGCUUCAACAAGCUUGUCGAUCCAGGGGAAUGAGAGCUCUCGGUGUACCAGUUGCUCAACUUCGCAAUCAACUGGCUCAAUGGCUUGAAUUAAGUCUCAAUGAACAGAUUCCGCCCUCAUUACUUUUAUUAUCUAGAGUUUUGUAUCUACCUGAGCAACUACCGGCCACCGAUCAACUCAAGGCUACUAUUCAAGCCUUACCUACAGAAGCUUUGACCGAAGCCAAAUAUAAACUUGGUGAAUCUGAAGGUAAAAUUGAUAAUAAGACAAAGAUUGAAUUGAUCAGGCAGGAAGAGGAAGCAAUCAAGAAGGAAAUCGCAGAAGAGGAAGCAUUCAAACAAAUGGCCGAUGAAGAGAUUGUCGAUAAAGCGGCACAAAAGAUUGAAGUUGUACCUAAAGAAGCUCUUAAGGAAACUGAACUUUCAUCAGAAGAUUUUGAUUCCCUUGAAACGGCUUUAGAAAAUCGAGAUCUUAUGUUGGAAAAAGAGGAAUUGAAAGAUCUUCAUGAGGAAAUGGAUGAUUACAAAGAGGAUAUUGAGGAAUUGAAUCAAUCAGGCAUGAAAGAGGUUCGAAUUUCAAAAGGAGCCAAAAGACUUGGUAAACGUGUGGACAAGAUGAUCAAACGAAUGGACAGUUUGGUUACUAAUCUUGAAUCGAAACGCGAUUCCCUUGAACAAGGAAUCAACGAUUUAGCUGGUGGUGACAAAGAUGCUGAUAAAGUGGCCAAAACUCAAGAAGCGAUGGUCAAUGUUGAUGAACUAUUAGAAGCUGUUAAGAAAAUAUCUAAAGCCGAUGAUAAUACCAAGAUGGAAAAGAUCAUCGCUGUUCUUGAUGCAAUGGAUAUCGAUCAUGAUGGUAAAGUAGAGGUUGAUCAUGUUCUCAAGGUAUUGGAAUUGCUCGGAAGGGAAGAGUUUAAAUUACCAACAUCACAAAUGAAAGAUAUUGUGACCAUGUUAAUGCAAGAAGAGCAAUUGGAAGAUGAAGAGAAGGCCAAGAAAAAACAAGAAGCCGAGAAAAAAGUUUAACCAUCAAACGAUUUUAAAUUGUCCUGAAAAGUGAUGAAAAAAAAAACAUACCAAUCAAAAGAGAUGAUAAAUUGUUGUGAUAAUUUAAUUGUGUAAAAAAAAAUCAAACGAAAUGAGACCUUAUAAAUCGUUUUGUAUAAUCGAGAAGCUAAAAAAAUUAUAUAAAUGAUUUAACUCACAAAAAAAUCACCUUUUCCCAAUUUCCUUUUGAUUGUGAAACUUGUAUACUUUUAAUUGUUAUGAUUGUUUAGCGAACAGGCUUACAAUUUAAAGAAAAUUAAAGGUGAAUUAGAUUCGA
Panonychus citri (citrus red mite) is the source of this 2631-nucleotide messenger RNA. RefSeq names its product mitochondrial proton/calcium exchanger protein-like (gene Letm1). The record is from RefSeq and is a predicted model, not a curated record. Gene Ontology annotation, cellular component: mitochondrial inner membrane. Gene Ontology annotation, molecular function: calcium ion binding; ribosome binding. Lineage: Eukaryota; Metazoa; Arthropoda; Arachnida; Trombidiformes; Tetranychidae. The coding region runs from base 129 to 2333 and encodes 734 amino acids. The transcript has 4 exons. Gene Ontology annotation, biological process: intracellular monoatomic cation homeostasis.